This is a messenger RNA of Papaver somniferum (opium poppy), 2064 nucleotides long. RefSeq names its product T-complex protein 1 subunit alpha. Gene Ontology annotation, cellular component: chaperonin-containing T-complex. The transcript has 16 exons. Gene Ontology annotation, molecular function: ATP hydrolysis activity; ATP-dependent protein folding chaperone; ATP binding. Lineage: Eukaryota; Viridiplantae; Streptophyta; Magnoliopsida; Ranunculales; Papaveraceae. Gene Ontology annotation, biological process: protein folding. The coding region runs from base 187 to 1818 and encodes 543 amino acids. The record is from RefSeq and is a predicted model, not a curated record.
CUGGUUCCUCCUCCUCCUGCUGCUAGUAGUAUAAGCUUUUCCCCUUUGGCCUAUUUUAUUAUCACUCGGGGAAGACACACUCUCCUCUUCUGUUCUAUACUUCAGUUCCAGUUUGUUUCUCACUUUCCUUUGCCCUAAAAACUAGACUAUCAUUAGAUCUAGGGUUAGCGGUGAAGUAUUAUCGGAAUGAUGAUUUCAGCACAAACUCCUGAUAUAAUGGGAGAUCGGCAGUCCGGCCAGGAUGUCAGAACUCAAAAUGUGGUGGCUUGUCAAGCUAUUUCAAAUAUCGUCAAAUCUUCACUCGGACCUGUUGGAUUAGACAAAAUGCUUGUUGAUGAUAUCGGUGAUGUGACAAUUACCAACGAUGGUGCUACUAUUCUGAAGAUGUUAGAAGUUGAACAUCCAGCUGCUAAGGUACUUGUAGAGUUGGCAGAGCUUCAAGAUCGAGAAGUUGGAGAUGGGACUACUUCUGUUGUUAUUGUUGCUGCAGAAUUGCUCAAGAGAGCAAAUGAGCUGGUCAAGAAUAAGAUACACCCAACAUCUAUAAUCAGUGGAUACAGACUCGCAAUGAGAGAAGCAUGCAAGUAUGUGGAAGAAAAACUGGCAGUGAAGGUUGAAAAGCUUGGGAAAGAUUCACUUAUAAACUGCGCAAAGACAAGCAUGUCCUCUAAACUUAUUUCUGGUGACAGUGACUUCUUUGCGAAUUUGGUUGUAGAUGCAGUUCAAGCAGUGAAGACAACAAAUGUCCGAGGAGAAAUCAGAUACCCAAUCAAGGGCAUUAAUAUUCUAAAAGCUCAUGGUCAAAGUGCAAAGGAUAGCUAUUUGCUGAAGGGUUAUGCUCUUAAUACUGGUCGUGCUGCACAAGGAAUGCCGACUAGAGUUUCUCCUGCAAGAAUUGCAUGUCUUGACUUUAAUCUUCAAAAGACAAAGAUGCAGAUGGGUGUACAAGUCUUGGUCAGUGACCCUAGGGAGCUUGAAAAGAUUCGUCAGAGAGAAGCUGACAUGACGAAAGAGCGCAUUGAAAAACUUCUGAAAGCAGGAGCCAAUGUUGUCCUAACAACAAAAGGAAUAGAUGACAUGGCACUCAAGUACUUUGUGGAAGCUGGAGCAAUUGCAGUAAGGCGUGUUCGUAAAGAAGAUUUGCGUCAUGUCGCCAAAGCUACUGGUGCAACUGCGGUCUCUACGUUUGCUGACAUGGAAGGAGAAGAAACAUUUGAUCCAUCACUUCUUGGAUAUGCAGAUGAAGUUGUCGAAGAGCGCAUUUCUGAUGAUGACGUUAUUAUGAUUAAAGGAACCAAGAACAAUAGUGCUGUUUCGUUAAUCCUCAGAGGUGCAAAUGACUACAUGCUAGAUGAGAUGGAAAGAGCAUUGCAUGAUGCUUUGUGCAUUGUUAAGAGGACCCUUGAGUCCAAUGUGGUGGUUGCUGGGGGAGGUGCUGUAGAGUCAGCAUUAUCCGUGUAUUUAGAAUAUCUUGCAACAACAUUAGGAUCACGAGAACAGCUGGCAAUAGCAGAGUUUGCUGAAGCUCUUUUGAUCAUUCCAAAGGUUCUUUCUGUAAAUGCUGCCAAGGAUGCCACUGAGUUGGUUGCAAAACUUCGGGCUUACCACCAUACUGCACAAACUAAGGCAGACAAGCAGCAUCUUUCAAGCAUGGGUCUGGAUCUUACAAAUGGAACAACACGUAACAAUCUAGAAGCUGGUGUUAUUGAACCUGCAAUGAGCAAAGUGAAGAUAAUACAGUUUGCAACGGAAGCAGCAAUAACUAUUCUUCGAAUAGAUGACAUGAUCAAGCUUGUCAAAGAUGAGGGCGAGGAGUAAUAAUAGGGCUGAUGUUAUGACGGAGCACAGAUGGAGGUCUACCUCACCGUUUUUGAUAGUUAGAGAUCUACCUCACCAUUUUCUAGUUGAACUCUGGUUUAAAGUUACACACUCCAAGUAUCUCUGGUUUGAAGUGGUUGUAAAAUUUGUUUAUGGGCAAAUUAAGAAAUUGACCAGCUUCCGAGCAUACAAUUAAUAAACCGGCCAGAAUUUCAAAUUCUUUUAUAAAAUGGCCUUUCCGUUAGA